UCUGGAUUGCUGCAGAUGAGACCAUGGAAUAGAGUAGAUUAGAGUAGAGAUCGGACGAUCGGAGCCUCAGGGCCAUGCGGGAUAACAUGAAGGCUGGGCUUCAACAGCUUUGGCUGGUGAAGCCUUCCCAUGCAUGCUUAUGACGAAUGUCUCCCAAACAGUUUCUGCAGAAUUUGACAUUGUCAUCACUCGUUUCUCUUUGGGCUAAGAUCAAGUACCUCGCUCCCAAGUUCUUCCCAGUAGCGACCGGGCAGCUGGGCGAACACCAUUCCACGUUUCUAAGCUCGGAUGCCGGAACUUCCUGCGUGGAGCCCUGGUGAUCCUCGAGCAAAGCAUCGAUAGGGUCUGCGUUCUAGCAGUUCAUCGAGCGAGAAGGCAGAUCUUAGAAGAUCUUUCCGCUUCCUGCAGGGGUCGGAAAGAGAAAUUAUGUUCGUAGUAUCGUCGGAUUGAGUCAUUCCUGAGAGUUUAGAAAGGAGAGCAGCAAUGAUCGCUGCGCUAGGGUUGGAACCCUCGGUCGCAAUCGCUCUGGUUUAUCCAUCGAUCGUGAGGGUUGAUGGCGUGCUGGCAAGUGAAUCUGGAAGGUGUUCCCUCCCAUAUCCUCGGAGGAUUAGGCUCGGCAGGACGGCUCUGAGUCUGCGCAUUCAUGAGAAGAACGCGCAUUGUGAUUCUCACAGUGCAGAUUUGAGAUGCAGAUCGGGGCGUAGUCUGCAGAAUCUGCAGUGCUGCAAGUUGAGCUCCAAGGUUGGUCCAGGCUAUGGGCUGGACAUUGGGGAUGACAGAAAUUCUGACCUUGGCAAGUCCAGGAAAGGAGUCGACAAGAUUAGAUGCUAUGAGAACUGCCACCACCAUCACCACUCUCCCGACGGAGGAGAAGGCUAUGGAGAGCCGUCCGAGGAAUGCAGCUUCAAGCAGGCCAAACCUUCCAGCGAUUGCUCCAAACCUUGCAAGGAGGUCUGCGAGCCAUCGUCAUCAUCGUCAUCCCCGUCGUCGUCAUCCGAGGCCGAUCAGGGGUGCAUGCCCGAACACUCGGGAGACUAUACCAUCAAAGUGAGCAGGGAGAUGAUGGGAGUCUUCCGAUAUGUGGAACAAGUCAAGCGGGCAAGAAUUAAGGAUCUGGCGGAAACUCUUCGAAAGGUUGCAGGAGCCUGUUUCCUGUUCUCGUGUGUGAGAGGCGUUGUGUCUCCAUUGGUGGAGGUGUACAAAACCUCGCCACCCAAUUGGAAAAAUCUUCUUCUCAUGAUCGGGUCUUUUGACUCAUUUGCAAUUACUUACCUGGCUCUAAAGGCCUCGGAGCCCAUGUUCCAACUGUCAGUUCUCGCCACCGAGACCGACUGUGAUAUGAUGGGGAGCAUCAAGAAGGAAGAGGAGCAUCUACUUGCUCUGGCAGUCGAGCUGGUGAAGCUCUUUCGUAGUCUGCGCAAUGUUACGCUGUUUACCGCGUUGGUUCAGUUUGUGCAAGUCAUGCAUGCACUCAUCCAGCUACGAGAUCCUACAUUUAGUUGCAAUGUGUCCAGAAUCUUCGGGUCCUGGUUUGAUUGCCCAUGGGGAGGCUAGCACUCGCACUUUCCAACCGCAGUAGCAGCUAAACGCUUGCGUCAUAUGGGAAAUCCUCAAGUUCAUUCGGAGUGUGUUUCCAUCCGUUGUCAAGUCCCAGCGUUCCAACUCAGGUCUGCUGUGCAUCAGCCCACAAGUACCGAGGAGCCUGAGAUUGAAGCUAUGACACGGGGCUGGGAAUCCAUGUCUGUUGUCGUCAAGUGCCAGCGUUUGAGUUCCCUACGUAUCCAGCGAUCGCGGCCUGUUGGUUACAUUGUGCUUCUCGAACAUAAUUCUCUCAGCGAGAGAUUAUGAUGCUUGUGGAGUACAGCUGAACUUUGACAUAGUGGGAUUUCGGUUGUGGGCAGUAAAUCCUUUAGUAUGAACCUAACAGAUCUCGCAUGCUCGGAUUCCGAAUGCGAGAUUUACCAUUUCAAUCACAGCUUGGUAUUUGUACGGAGGCCGAAGGAAAGUCAAAUCACAGACAGGCACUCACAGAGC
This is a messenger RNA of Marchantia polymorpha subsp. ruderalis, 2034 nucleotides long. The record is from the annotation of a GenBank genome assembly. Lineage: Eukaryota; Viridiplantae; Streptophyta; Marchantiopsida; Marchantiales; Marchantiaceae.